This is a messenger RNA of Trametes versicolor FP-101664 SS1, 363 nucleotides long. RefSeq lists its product as uncharacterized. Lineage: Eukaryota; Fungi; Basidiomycota; Agaricomycetes; Polyporales; Polyporaceae. The record is from RefSeq and is a predicted model, not a curated record. The annotation marks the transcript as partial. The transcript is spliced from 2 exons.
CACUCUGUCGUCAUUAAGAAAAGCCUGGAUGUCGUGCAUGGCAGUGCGCUGCACCUCUCCUGGUACACGAACCUCAUGAGCGCCAUCAUCCUGGCACCCAUCAUCAUUCUCGUCGGGGAGCUUCCCGGGGUCAUGAAGCUCUUGUUCGGCGCGAAUGAGAACGCCGCGGGCCAGAUGAGCACACUCGCGACAUUUGUUAUGGGCUCCCUCAUUACGGCAAGUAUUCUGCGACUGCUCAUCCUCGCAAGUUUGAUGUCAAUCAAAGUCACUUCACCCAUCACGCAUAUGGUCUCCUCCGCCGUGCGCGGUGUCGCGGUGUCCCUCCUAGGCGUGUGGUUGUUCCACGACAUCGUUACUCAGUAA